Candida tropicalis MYA-3404 is the source of this 1011-nucleotide messenger RNA. RefSeq lists its product as uncharacterized. The transcript has a single exon. Bases 1 to 1011 code for a protein of 336 amino acids. The record is from RefSeq and is a predicted model, not a curated record. NCBI's taxonomy places the organism in Eukaryota, Fungi, Ascomycota, Pichiomycetes, Serinales, Debaryomycetaceae.
AUGUCAGACACUUCUCCAGUGAUUGUUUCACUAAAUGAAUUAAACCAUGGUUUGGAUCCCCAGACAUUGAACAAUUCAUUUGGACCUGAUUCUCUUGGAAUCAUCGUUGUCAAGGAUCUUCCAUUAGAUUAUUUAAAACUUCGAGAAAAAGUUCUUACUAAUGCAUCAAAAUUAGCUAAUCUUCCCAAACUGAUUUUAAAAAGUUUAGAAAAUGAAGAAUCAUAUUGGUUAGUUGGUUGGUCAUGUGGAAAAGAAAAAUUGAAUAAUAAGGAUACACCUGAUUUUAAAAAAGGUUCAUAUUAUAUAAACUGUGCUUUCCAUAAUGAUUCAUUACUUGAAGGACCAAGAAAAGAAUUGGUUGAUAAAUUUCCUAAUUAUAAAGCAUAUACUGGGGAGAAUAUUUAUCCUCCUGAAGAACUAAUUCCUGGAUUUCAAAAGGAUAUAAAAAGUUUGAUUAAUAUGAUUAUUUCAGUUGGUGAAUCAGUGGCCACAUCAUUAGAUUCUUAUAUUUUGGAUCAUGUUGAUGGAUAUGAAAAAGGAUAUUUGAAUAGGGUGGUGAAAAAUUCUACAUGUAGUAAAGCUAGAUUAUUGCAUUACUUUCCAGAUGAGGGUGAUUCAAAAGGAAAUGAGGAUGAUAGCUGGUGUGGGGAACAUUUGGAUCAUUCAUGUAUUACCGGUUUAACUUCAGCAUUAUAUCUUAAUGAUAAAAAUGAAAUUGUAACUCCUGGAUCAUCAGAUGAUUCUGGAUUGUAUAUCAGAAACAGACAUAACGAAAUUGUUAAAGUUAAUAUUCCAGAAGGUUGUUUGGCUUUCCAAUCAGGAUCUACAUUGCAAGAAGUAUCCAAGGGUUACUUCAAAGCUGUGCCUCAUUAUGUUAAAGGAGCAAACGAAAGUGUCGGAUUGUGUAGAAAUACAUUGGCCGUUUUCAUGCAACCAGAUUUGAAUGAGAUGGUUAAUGAUACAGAAAAUUUUGCCCAAUAUUCAUCCAGGAUAUUAAAACAGAAUCACUAA